Molecule: messenger RNA, 1293 nt
Organism: Panicum virgatum (switchgrass)
Lineage: Eukaryota; Viridiplantae; Streptophyta; Magnoliopsida; Poales; Poaceae
Product: transcription factor bHLH144-like
Exons: 2
Coding region: 145-825 (226 amino acids)
Molecular function (GO): protein dimerization activity
Source: RefSeq, a predicted model, not a curated record
CCGCCGCUGCUGAAGCUCAGCACCGGCCUUCUUCCAGUCCAGCCCCUUCUCUGUGCGCGCCGGCACGGUGAGGAGAGGGGAGGGGCUUGCCGGGGGCUCGAGCAUCGCAUACGGCUUCAGAACUGAAACGGAGGCGUCAGCGUGAUGCAGGGAGGCCACGGCUACGGCGGCUACGGCGCCGUGGGCGGGUACGUCUACGACGCCGGCGCGUACGCCUCCGCGGGCGGGUACUACUCCGACGGCGUCUACCCGUCGGCGCCGGCCUUCGACGACGCGCUCGUCGCGGCCGGCCGGCGGGCGCACGACAUCCCGGCGCCGCCCGGCGGGCUCGAGCUGGAGCCGUCGGAGGCGUGCCCCAAGAACUACGUCGUCUUCGACCAGACGUGCACCCGCAGCCGGGUCACGUUCCACCCCUCCCUGGCGCGCAAGCUCGGGGGCCCGCCGGAGUCGUCGCGGCACGGCGCCGGCGCGGCGUGCGUCGCGGACGCCGACGACGGCUGCUCGUGGGUGCGGCAGGAGGAGGAGGACCCGGAGGAGAUCGACGCGCUGCUGAGCCUGAGUUCGGAGGACGACGCGGCGAGCACGGGGCGCGCCCCGGGCAGCGGCCGGGACGACGACGGGAGCUCCCCGGACUCCGCGUGCUCGUCCGGCGCCGCCGGCAGGAAGAAGUCGCGGAUAAAGAAGAUGAUGCGGGCGCUCAAGGGCAUCGUCCCCGGCGCAAAGCAGAUGGACGCGCCGGCCGCGCUGGACGAGGCUGUCUGGUACCUCAGGUCGCUCAAGGUGGAGGCGGCCAAGAAGCUGGGCGCGCGCGGCUCCGACAGCUAGCCGGGCCGGUGCGUCGAUCGGCGACAGCUCGAGUCGAUGGCGAUGGCAUGCAUGAUCGGCAUGGGCACCAGGCGGCGGCCGGCGGCAGCCAUGAUCUGGCCCUGCUGCUUUUGCUCGAUCGCCGCGGCGGCAGCGGAGGUGUUGAUGAUUGCGCCAUGUGCCGCUCAUGAUGGCGGCGAGGAUGGUGGCGCUCCUCGCUGUGAUCAUCGUGUUCGUUCGUGUCCGGUGGUGUCGGGGUCGGCACGGCACAAGCUACCGGGCUGCCUGCCUUUCGCCUCCGCCGUGCCGAUCGAGUAUCCUGCGCCCUUUUGUCCUAAAUCCUGACUGCAGCCUUGAUUAGGGCGUCGAUGAUUGUUUAUCUAGACGAGCUUUAUUUUGACAGAAUUACUGACCAAUGAUUGGCUUCAGCUGCUGUGUAUAGUAUUAGUGUAAUGGUUCUCCUUUGUGCUCUGAUGGGUAGUGUCACAA